AAAUUUAAAAGAUGGGAAAAAAUUUUUUUCUUAACGUACUUGGCGUGCGUCAUUGAGUACCCAAAAUUUUUUCGGGCAUAUAUUACUUAUUUGUCUAUUACCUCCUGCUCACCAAUAACAUAUUUUGUCAUUUAUAUUUUUGAUUUUAUCAUUUGUUAUGUCCUUCUCCUGGUGGCCACACGUGAAUUUACUAUUUUGAAUCCAAAUUACCAGGGUCCCACAGUAGAGAGGCUUGAUGACGUCGAUUGGCUGCUCCCCUCCCAAGUAGACUUCAGCUUGAAGUGUUGGCCACGUGCUCGCUCCUUCCGACUAUGCUGGAUACCUGAGUCUGACAAGAGAAUUUCCCAACUCCCUAAUGACUGGGAACCUUUUUAGAGACCUGACGGCCAGACUAUAUUGUCCUUAAGUAAGGGUCAAUAAUCCGCCCAGACUGUCCUUUUGUAAUACAAUAUUUAUGGCACAUAGAUAGUUUAUUGAUACUUAAAAUAUAAUCUGUAAAAAGUCUAAUAGAACUUAAGCCUACGACAAUAGGAACUAUCCCGAAUACUAAAAAACUCAUAGCUAUAUAUUUUACUCCAAUCCUAUUACAAUAGUGUCCUAUCUCUUUACGAUACUUAUUCUAAUUACAAUGGAUGGGAAAUUUCUAGAGAGUGACCAGACGACUAAAAUAUUAAUGGGAUUUUCCCUAGCGUUCUCUCAAUUAUUUUAUAAUAUUCUAAAUUUCUCGCGCUAUAAGUUAUCAUAAUUUAUUCUCGCGUGAUGGCGCCUCAAGCGACCAAGUAAACCGUGAUAUAACAUCACACGUCCCUCCUUACCUAAAAAGGUGUUACCAUUAGUAACAGCUUUUUCUUUUAUAAUUUUCUCCUUUUUUUUUUUUAUAUUUAGAUAUAAUAUUAUAAUUUUAAAUACAUACUAAACUUAAAAUACUAAUAAUCCAUUUAGUUGAAUUCGCGAUACUGCUAACAACAAUUUAAAAGUUUGCUUAUUCUAGGUUGACAAACGGUUGAUUAAAUUACAUACUAAACUCUAUUAUCUAUCGUAUACUUAAUUAUCUCUGAAAGAAAUUAACAGUGUUACAGGUCAUACUCGUCACCGGAUGUGUCAGACUCGACUUCUACACGAAUAUGAGCUAGUUUUAAUUUAUCUGUAUGAACUAUUUUAGUUUUCUGUCCCUUUAAUGCGAUUUUAACGUUACGAUCAGACAGGACUUCAAUAAUUUUAUAAGGUCCGUCCCAUUGGGGGUCAAAUUUAGAAACUCUAGGUUCUUUAAGAAGUAAGACCAUAUCAUUAACAUGAAAAAUACGCGGAUUUUGUUUCCGAUCAUAAUAGGUUUUACUAAUAUUUUUAGCCCUUUCGAGAUUUGCUACAGCGUUGGCUUGAGUACCUGAGAUUCUAGCGAACAAAUCGUUAAAGUAAUCGUUAUAAGUUGUAGGGAUUUCCUCUUCGGCAAACUCAGAAGGGAUGCGAGCCUUUUUCCCAAAAAUUAAUUCAUAGGGGGUGUAUCCCGUUGAUUCAUGAACUGAGAUAUUCAACAAAGACGUGGUGAGCUCUUUCAAGAGACCCUAGAGACUGAGGCCUAAAGGCAGUUGAUUUUAUUUGUCGAAUUUUAAAUACUCUACAGAAUAACUUUAAAGUGUGACUAAUGAAAUUUGAACCUUGAUCAGUGUGAAUUACUUUAGGACACCCAAACCGACAGAUGAAGUUAUUAGCGAAAGCCAAGGCAAUAGUGGUAGCAUCAAUAGUAGCAACUGGUAUGGCGUCUGAAUAUUUAGUUAAAUUAUCUUGAAUGGUGAGUAAAUACUUGUUUCCAUUUUUAGUCACAGGUAAAGGUCCAACAAUGUCCAUUUGAACUUUAUCAAACGAUUCCCGAGGGGUGUCUGUUAUUUUCAUGGGUUGUCUAGUUUUAACUCUGACAAGCUUGUUUUUCUGACAGCUAUCGCAAGUACGUACAAAUUGUUCAAUUUGAGCUUUCAUAUUAUUCCAAAAGAAAUCUUGUCGGAUGCGGUUGUAUAAUCUAACGACUCCAGGGUGACCUCCUACAACAGACUCGUGGUAUUCGCGAAUAAUGUUCGGUCUCUCGCGUUCGGGGGGGAAACGGAUAUCACCUAAACAGAAUGUGAAAGUGCACCCAUCAUUAGGGAAGUGUUGUUUAAUAUUUUUAACAAAAUGACUCCACUCUGCAUUACUUAAUCCAUUAUUUUUUCUUUGAGGGAUGCUUACUGUUUUUAUUUGCAAAUGUACGAGGAGAGUUCUGAGUGAAAGAACAGCAUUUUCAAUAUCUUUGGGGUCAAUGCAAUCAUUCGAAGUUCUUUUAACAAUUAAAUGAAAAAUAAAGUGAUCGUUCCAUCGCGACGCAAUAGCUGUUCCAGGUUCUUCGGCAUUGUUAAUUAUUUCGCGGACAGAGAAUUUGUUUUGAUUUAAAAGGUCUCUAGAAGUUUCUGGGAGGAACUUUCCAUCAACGGACGUGAAAUGUGCUAAGUUGUCUUUACGCAUAGAUAUUUUAUCACGGGUGGUAGUUACGUAAGAAGGGGUAUUAAUAAAGAUGGAUCGGAUUAGGGUUUCGUCAAGCUUUACUCUUUUACUCGAUUGAAGUUCGUCAAUAUCAAUGUUAUUUUUGUGUUCUACAUGUGUUUCAUCUCUCUCGGACCCACCUUGCAAAAUAUACGCUUCACCGGGAACUACCUGUCCCAAACCAAUCGAUGGGGAGUUCAAGUUACCUCCCGCCUCCCCCCUGGCUUCCAAAAGGUUACCCUUAAGGUUACCUCGGGAUGGAGACCUUCCACUAGGGGUACAGUUUAUAGACGCACGACGUCUUUUUGUUGGUAGGCUCUCAAUACCGGGAACUACCUGUCCCAAAACAAUCCUUGAGGAGAACAAGUUACCUCCCUCCCUCCUCACUGGUCCUGGAUAUGCACGUCCAAGGCCACCAGAUCUUGGAGUCCUCCUCACUGGUCCCGGAUAUACAGGUCCAAGGGCCACCAGGUCUUGGAGUUUGUCCCCACCCGACACCUGCAGCGUGUCGUGGGCAAAAUUAACCUCCUGACCCUGCGUACGCUCAUAACUAUAUAUAAAUUAUUAUCGCGAGUGAGCUUCGGUGUGUGGUUAUCUUUUGUACGCUACUCAUAAAUUUGAAUUUGAAUAAUUGGUCCCAAUGAAACCAAACGACCGAUUGUUUUUGUUUUAAGAUAAAAAAAUUAUUCUCCCAGUAAAACAUGCGAGUCGUGACACCAAUUACAUAAAUAAAUAAAUAAUAACAAUGAUGCCGAUUACAUUACCCGGUAAAUUUCCUGGAAGUUCAGUGUAUCUUUUUGGGCCAUACACAUAUCACAAAGAUAAAAGAUGUAAAAUACCUUCAUAUAGGUGUACUUACCAUAAAACUCAUCAUAAAUGCCCAGUUGUAAUAAAGAAAGAAAAUAAUAAUUAUGUCGAAAAAUCAAGACACAAUCAUCCAAAGCCGCCAAACAUUGAAGAAAAAAAAAAAUUACAUAGAAUGAUAGAUGAUGGAUCUAUCGAAACAAACUUAUCAGCAAAAGAAAUUUUUAAUGAGCUUCGUCAAAGUGCGGAAAAAUCCCAAAUGCGACCUUCUGCAGUAAAAGUUAGAGUAUCAAAGAAGAGAAUUGCAAAUUUACCCGUUGAACCUCAAUAUUUUUACGAGCUAAAGAACUCAAUAUCGACUUAUAAAAAAACAUCAUGUCUUUUUCGUGGGAUAAUUGAAGCUGAGGAUGGAUCUACAGCAAUAAUGCUAUGUCAGGAAGAGCUUAUGAAGCAUAUUGGUGAAGUAAAAGAAAUUCUAAUCCAACAAACUUAUGAGUGUGUCCCCGAAAAGCCAUCUAUAAAUGAGCUAUUAAUUAUUCAUUUGAGGCGAAAUAAUAUUGGUUUGCCGAGUAUCUUUAUUUUAUGUGAGUCAUCGACAGAAUCACUGUACACAGCGAUUUGGAAAAAUCUUGUAGCUCGUUUUCCUGAUAUGGAAAACAAUUUAGAAACAAUUGUUUGUGAUUACGACGUUUCAUUGUACUCAGCGAUCAACAAAUCGUUGAAUAAAGUAACAUUAAAAGGCAACUGGCUCAAUUAUAUUAGGUUGAUAAGCCGAUUUUGGAGGACAAAAGGACUUAAGUUCGAUCUUCACCACGACAUUCUCCGAUAUUGCUGGGCAAUUCCGCUGUUAGCAGCUAAUCGAUUUAAAGAAGAAUUUGACGAAAUAAAAGCUACGAUCCGAGAUACUGAAGAAUGUUAUGAAGAAGAUGAAGGACAUUUACUUUCAUUCAUUCAACAUCUUCAAGAUUGGUUAUUACCACAAGCUGGAGCAGUUUCUUUUUACAAUAAUCCUGACGAAGCAAUAAAUAUAAGCGAAGAUUUUACCCGGCACAUGGCAAAUAAUCUGGGAGGUUACAGACCAGGCAUAUUCUCGUAUUUAGAAAGAAUAAGAAGAAUAAAUGUCGAAAGCAUGAGUCGAUGGGAAAAAUUAGAAAAUGGAGCCGAAUUACGUGGGUUGGAAAAGUUUCGUUUCAUUUCAAUCAAUGACAAUAUCAAAGACAAACUUUUACGGCUUAACUAUGGAGAGUUAAUAAUGUUGGAGUUUUUACAAACUGCAAUAGAAUCCAAUGUUAACGAAGAAAUUAUUAAUCAGCUUCACUCACCACAAUAUUGGAACGACAACAAACAAUUACGGAAUGAACGAAUUGAGUAGAAAGUUUCGUGAUAAAUAUUUUUAACCCUUCACUACCCACGUUCUUUUUAGUGUCUCACAUGCACUGCAGCGACAUAUUAGUUGAAUAUUGUUGCGUUUGAAAUAAUUCUCAUAACGUGGGUACUGAAGGGUUAAUCAGCUCAAUUGUAAUAUAAUGCAUCGAAUAAAAUGUUAAAAUUUUUUUAUAUUUCACUG
Messenger RNA from Cotesia glomerata, 4882 nucleotides. RefSeq lists its product as uncharacterized. The record is from RefSeq and is a predicted model, not a curated record. The transcript has 9 exons. NCBI's taxonomy places the organism in Eukaryota, Metazoa, Arthropoda, Insecta, Hymenoptera, Braconidae. The coding region runs from base 3257 to 4687 and encodes 476 amino acids.